Molecule: messenger RNA, 2258 nt
Organism: Effrenium voratum
Lineage: Eukaryota; Dinophyceae; Suessiales; Symbiodiniaceae
Source: the annotation of a GenBank genome assembly
AAGCCCGAGUGAGAGUCUUGCCCAGAUUCGGGCCUCCCUUGGCUUCCUUAAUGUACCCAUGACUCGGGCCGAUUAAUUAGCCAACCGUCUCACCCGUUGCAAGCCCAUCAUGAUGGGCAUGUGGCAAUAUCCGAGCAUGGUGCCGCAGGUGCCACAGAUGCCACAGAUGCCACAGAUGCCAAUGUCGCACGCGUCCAUGCUGCCUGGCAUGGGCUUGCCACUGCCGACUCCGACCGGAUGUGGAUGCAUGCCUUCCCAAGGCAUGGGCGGCGCAGGCUUCAUGGCUCCGGCCAUCACCGAGAGCCAGCGCAAGUACAUGUCGCAAAUCGUACUUGGCAUGAAGUCGAGUGACAUCAGCAUAGUUGCGAGCAGCCUCAGCAAUGCCGUGAAGGAGAAGGUCCAGAUUCCAGAUGCCUUCCUCGCGACUGUGAAGCAAUGGAUGGCCUCACGGCAGGAGUCUGUGGCUGCAUCAUCACAGAUGCAGCUGGCACAGUUCAUUGGUGCCCAAGCCUGGACAAACCAGGUACAAGCAAACAUGCAGCUCUUGGCACAGCCAGGCCAGUCGAUCCCGCCUGAUGGUGCAAGUGCGCCUGUCAGCGCGAGCUUCCCCAGUGCCCCGCCGACCGCAAGCCCAACGCAUGAGGAUGCCGCACCUGUGUCGGGUGCAGGGGACAGCGCGCUCCCGGAGACGCUGGGGGAGUCGCCGCUUCCAGGAGGUCGUACCCCGGCGCUGACCGGAGCGCAGACGCCCACAGUGGUGCCUACGGACUCCCUGCCCGUGCCAACCAACUCGCUGCGAUCCAUCACACAGGGCACUGCCACCGCCUCAACGAUCUCCGUGCCGCCUCCAACUGACUCCGUGCCCUCGGAACCCAGCGCAAGGCCAGCGAUCCAGGCGAGAAGAGAACAGGAUGAUGAGCCGCCUGUACCGCAGGUACGCAGGCGGCAUGAGUCCCGGCCUGUUGAACGCUCAGCGCAGGAGAUUGCGGACUUCAUCAGAAGCUUGGAGAAAGAUUCCGCCAGCUUCAGGCAUUUGCGUGUGGGGCUGCGUCCGUGCGACAUGGAGCAGCUGCGGGAGGCUGUGGCAGCCCACCCAGAGCUUUUCUCCGUGGAGGACGACAUCGUCACACUCAAGGACACGCAGCGAAAGGAGGCUCUGACUUCUCUGAUUAAGCAGCUCGUCACGGCAGAGAUGCAACGAUCAGAGAUCGCUCCGCAAAAGGCCAUGGACGCCAUUUGGUCUGCGGCGCACUUUGCCUUGAAGGCCACACCGGCAGAGGUCAUCAAGGUCUUUCAGACGGUCUCCAGCGCCGUCUUGAGGAAGAAGGACAAGGUGCCGAAGGGAUGGUAUCCAGCAAACAUGACUCUGGCCUUGGCCUGCAUCAUCGACCGCGCAGUCUACCUGGCACGACGUGAUCAGCUCUCCGUGCUUGAGAAAGCUCUGGGCCCGCACCUGCACGACAUCCUUCUCAGCAGGUGGCAAAUUGGAAGAGUACGUGGAAGCCAAUUUCUAGCAAACCUAAUCCUCACCUGGGAACGACUUGGAUACUUCCAGGAUCAGGAUUUGGAGCCAUGCAAGCAGCAAUUGUUAGUGCUUCUUGCGUUUGCCCGCCCAGAAGGUGUGCCUGACCCACCACACAAAGACGAUGGCACUGGAUGGUACAAAGUCGUUGCUCGAGAUCCGGGGGAAGACAAAGACACCGAGCCCAUUUGCUCGCACGAGAGACUCCAGGCGCUGGAGCGUGUACGCCGCGAGGAGCGCGAGGUGCCCGGGGUGCCCGAUGUCCCGGACCUUCCGGCCGAACCCGAGAAGCUGGAAGCCCCCGCGGAAGCAAGGCAGCGCGCGAUGCACGCCGCAGCCCAGAUGGGACUCGGCAAGGAGCCAGAAGGUGCGUUGCCUGUAAAAAGACAUUCCGCAGAACCUCCAGAAGGAUCUUCAAGAAUGGUGCACAAUGAUUCGGACGAAGAGGCGCUCUUUGGCUCAGCUGUCUUCGAUUCGGCGGUGUUCAGCGAGGAGGAGAUCUUUGGCUCCCCCCACGAGACAGACGAGGAGGGCCAAGCACGGAGCCAAGAUGCACAAGCCACUGGCAAGGCAGACACCCUGGCAAAUGACAGUGCCACGCAGCCCUAUGCCUCACAGGAUAUCAACGCCUUGCCGGCCACACAGCUCUACCAGGACGAGCCGCCAAGCAAGCGACCUCGAUUGAGCGGCGCAGAACUGGCGAGUAACGGUUGAUGCUCAAACUAAAUAUUGUAGC